AUGCUGCUGGUGAAGGUACGAGUAGUGAAAGGCCAACUCAAAGACGGACGCUGUAAACUGCCAGAAGACGCGGGUGUUCAGGAAAAACUUGCGAAAUACAGCAUGUGCUCCUUGCUAAAUAGUGGUGAGUUAGGUACUACAGGAGCAAGGACACAAAACGGCAAGCACCAGGCAAAACUGAACGACACCACUGAAGCGCAGUGAAGUUUACUUGGAUAUCACUUUGGAAUGUAAUUUUACUUCUUCGAUGAAAUAAAGUUAUA
Molecule: messenger RNA, 263 nt
Organism: Gryllus bimaculatus (two-spotted cricket)
Lineage: Eukaryota; Metazoa; Arthropoda; Insecta; Orthoptera; Gryllidae
Source: the annotation of a GenBank genome assembly